Molecule: messenger RNA, 766 nt
Organism: Octopus bimaculoides (California two-spot octopus)
Lineage: Eukaryota; Metazoa; Mollusca; Cephalopoda; Octopoda; Octopodidae
Product: tRNA wybutosine-synthesizing protein 5
Biological process (GO): wybutosine biosynthetic process
Molecular function (GO): tRNA binding
Source: RefSeq, a predicted model, not a curated record
AUUACAAUUUAUAAUAUUUAUUUGCACAAUGUGUAAAGAUGAAUGAAACCUCUGUUUCUGGUAUAAAAUAUGAAGAGGGACUAUUUAGGCACGACACCCAUAGAAAUACAUUUCUUGUUGGAUGAUGGAAUUAAUUUCUGGUUGUGAAAAUUGUGAUCGGAGGUCAAAGGUCAAACAACUGCAAUAUAUUUCUGGAAUUUCUUGCGAAGAAUUUAAAAAUGUGAUAUACCCGAAGCGAGUUCCAGUUGUGCUUAGAGGAUUCGACCUUGGAUCCUGUACGAGUAAAUGGACCGUAGAGUAUUUGAUAUCACAGGCUGGAGGCCAAAAUGUUACCACUCAUGUCUCAGAAAACCCACAGAUGGAUUUUCUAAGUAAAAAUUUUCUCUAUCGGAUUUUACCAUUCUCAGAACUGGUCAAACGAGCAUCACAAGAUUCUAAUGAAGAAUUUUUCAUUUGUCCGGAGGAGAAAUACUAUCUGCGUUCCUUGGGAGGUGACCCACGAAAUACAGUUGCAAACAUCGAAGAACAGUUUCCACAAAUAGCAAAUGAUUUGAACAUUCCAGAUCUUUUUCCUGCCAAAUCCUUCUUCUCCAGUGUCUUUCGUAUUGCUUCAAAAUCAACCCAACUCUGGACCCACUAUGAUAUCAUGGAUAAUAUACUGAUGCAAAUCAAAGGCCGUAAACGAGUUGUGCUGUUUAGCCCCCAGGAUGCUCACUACCUUUAUCUCCAAGGUACGUAGUUUCUAUCAGCGUUUACUUUACUUAAA